Vitis riparia (riverbank grape) is the source of this 1465-nucleotide messenger RNA. RefSeq lists its product as uncharacterized. Bases 277 to 1452 code for a protein of 391 amino acids. The transcript has 2 exons. Lineage: Eukaryota; Viridiplantae; Streptophyta; Magnoliopsida; Vitales; Vitaceae. The record is from RefSeq and is a predicted model, not a curated record.
CUACAGGAUUGGAACCAAAUCGCUCUUUCCUCUCUCAUGUCAUGGCGAUGGAGCUGCAGCCUGCAAGUGCCUUCUGAGUUGUUCACCCACCUACAAUAUCUCUCAUCUCUCUUUUGAGUUCUCCCAACCAUCACUCUUCUCAUUUCUCAUGUCUAUUGAUUGCCUUUCCGACCUUAAACCCUGCAGCUCGUUUCAUUUAUCAGUAAACUGACUCGAAGCCGAGAACGGCGUAUACUCAAUUGUGACAAGGCAGGGUUCAACAACUACUGAACUAAAAUGGGAUGCAUUUGCUCAAAAGUCAUGGGCAGAUCAAUGAGUCUUGAAGAAGACUUGAACCAGAGCUUGCAGGGGAGAGCCAAUGGCGAACUAUUCAUCUCAAGUAAUGUCAGUGAUGAGUUAUUUCCACUUGUUUACACCUUUAACACCAUGGAAAACAAAUCCCAAACUGGGAGUUUCGUUCAAGAGUUGAACACAAGCCAUAACCCAGAUGCUGAGCCUGUAAAAACCGAGACUGCUAAGCCAUGGGAGUUGAUGACAAGAUUUGAAGAACAGGGAGAGGGAAAAUAUAUGCAGCAAGAGGCUCAGCUGCUGCUGUUGCCACCACCUGAAGUAGUGGAAUGUGCUGAUUUCAAUAUGACUAAACGGUCUAAAAGCUGUCAUUGGUCGUUCCCAGAGCAUGAGGUGUUGUCUCUUGCUCUAGGGAUCUCUAAUGGGGUUAAAGAAGUGGGAUUCAAUUGGAGCAAUAAGGGUAUUGUACGCUGUAGAAGUUUUCAUUCAGUGGAGGAAUAUGAUGCAAUGGUGGAAAGAAUUUGGUCGUCCAGGUUGCAGCAAACAGGAUUUGAUGAUGAUGAUGAUGAUGCAGUAACUAGGAUUCUUCUUCACCAUUCUGAAACCUCAUCUAAGGAAUCUCACCAUGCUGACCAUACUGAUUCUGAUAUCCAGGCAUUGGAUCAAUGGUGCCAUAGCAACAAACAUUCAGCAAAGGAGAACCCCAGGACUGAGGAGACUGGCGCACUGUUGACUUCAGCACUAGAAACUAAAGAAGUCAUCUUGAGUACUUCUAGUAGCUGCAGCACUGCUGGGGAUGUCGAGGGAGGACACAAUACAUUUGAGAAGGAACCAAAGAGAGAGGCUAUUGCGAAACGGCUAAGAUCACUCAGAAUCCCAUCAACCGUUGAAUUCCCAGCCAUUGCUAGUCUUAGAGAAUGGCUUCCCAUGGAAGGACAAAUUUACUCACCUGGAGCUUAUGUCACUCCUAAAUUUGGUAGCUAUGCUUUACCAAUUGCCGGGACUGAAAAUGAAUGCAGUGCAAGCGUCCCCUUCAGUCCGGAAUUGGUGGCAGCCUUUGAAGAGAGCAUGAAACAACUUGAAGCAGAAGAAGAAAGCAUUCUCAACCAGAUUGCAGAGCAGCUGGAGGAAGAUUGCACAAAUGAGAAGGAACCCAAAGGGUAAAUUUCAUCCCACA